Hydractinia symbiolongicarpus is the source of this 3078-nucleotide messenger RNA. Its product is annotated as G protein-coupled receptor 137Ba-like. Gene Ontology annotation, biological process: positive regulation of TORC1 signaling. The record is from RefSeq and is a predicted model, not a curated record. The coding region runs from base 207 to 1487 and encodes 426 amino acids. Lineage: Eukaryota; Metazoa; Cnidaria; Hydrozoa; Anthoathecata; Hydractiniidae. Gene Ontology annotation, cellular component: lysosomal membrane. The transcript is spliced from 9 exons.
UUGCCUUUGUUACCUUCGCUUAGCUGAAGCAAACCCAAAGAAUCGUUUUGAUUCAUGAUGUGAUAUGUGACUAGCUACAGAUUAGAAUUUUCUACGAUGGCAACUCGAGUGAAAAGAGAUCAUGUGCUGCUUUAUAUAGUUGAAGGGACGUUUAACCGGCCGUAAUCGACAGUUGUUUGUAUUUUUCAAAAAAGCACAAUACAAAAAUGAAUACCAAGCCACCACCUCUUACCAUUACACUUGCUCCUGGUGUUCCAGUAAAAGUUCAUCUUGGACUCACAGUGUCAUUCACCAUACUAUAUGGUCUUCUGUUCUUUCUAAUUAUGUGGCAACUACUUCUUAUUUUGUAUCACAAACAUAGACGCUUAUCAUAUCAAUCUCUAUUUCUGUUCACCUGUUUGGUAUGGGCAGGUCUGCGUACAACCUUAUUUGCAUUUUACUUCAAGAACUGUGAGUUGUCAAACACAUUAAAUCCAUUUUGCCAUUGGUUAUUAUUUGCGUUGCCAGUGUAUCUUCAAUAUAAUAUGUUAAGCAUAUUAGUGUUCUAUUUUGUACUGGUUGUAGCGAAAGUAGUCACGCCAACAAAAUUAAAGAAAGUCAAAAUCAAAGUAUUUGUUGUCAUCCUGCUUUCCAACGUGCUCUUCUUGGCAGCAAACAUUUCAAGUUCGCUCUACAACCCCUCAAGGAAAUAUGCCCAAACUGUUGUUAUUUUAAGAGUCUCAUUAGAUUACUCCAUUUUCUUAUGUGCAGCAUUGGUACUCUGCUACUGCAUUAUAAAGUUGACCCGUGUAAAUUCCGCAAAGAUGUUUUUGGAAGGACAGGGUGUAUCAUUUUGUCAAGCUAUUACUGUGUGUGGAAUAAUUGCAUUAUUAUACAUUACCCGAGCCAUCUACAAUAUUCUUGCUGUUUCACCCAUCCAUAUGCCCACCUUUAAUUAUGGAUGGAUCAAUGUAUCUGACCAAGGUGAAGUUGGAUAUGAUGGCAUUGUGAAACAUACAACAGAAGAUUAUGCAUUUAUUUCAUUUGGCAUUGUACUCUUCAUUUGGGAGUUGCUUCCAACUUUUACUACUGUUUGGUUUUUUCGUGUAAGGCAACCAGAUUGCAGAAUUUCUUCUUCUUCAAUCAAAUCUGACAGCUUUCACAGCAAGUCUUUCUUUUUUGAUAAUCCAAAUCGGUACGAUUCUGACGAUGAUUUAUCCAUUGCCUACAAUACACCACCUGGUUUUUCCUAUGGAGGCUUACUUGAUAUACCACCCUUUGGAAGUCCAAAAUCAUAUGGCAGUCCAAAGAAUAGAAAAAGUAUCAAUGAGCACAGUAUUUUACGCAAAAAUAUUGAUUGUUAUGGCUCUGUUCCACCAAUGGGUAACACAGCCUCACCGGCAAGUUUCGCAUCCCACCAUAUACGUGGAACCACCCCUCCAUUACUAUAUUCCACAUCAGCAGACACCACCAACCCAUAUAGACCAGUUACACAGGAUGUAGAGUGAUUUUUUUGCCUAUAAUUUAAGUCCAAUAAGGUUUAAUUGUAAAAUUGUUAUGAAUGACCACAAGUUAAGCAGUCAAGCUCAAUGUGUAAAAAAAAUGUUGUUAAUAGUGUGAAAAAACUUGACCAAAUAAAAAUUAGAAGAUAUAUCAAUGUACCGAUCAUAAGGUGGGUUUCCACUUAAAGAAAAGUAGUCGAAUCGACUGACGUUGAUCCAAGAAAGUAGAAAGCAAUCCUGUUUUUGCGUCAGCCAAUUUGACCAAUUCUGUGUAAGUAGAAACCUGCCUUAUUCAUGUGUCAUGGUUUUACAUGGUAGUGAGUAAAAUUUUAUCAUUUUGUUAUUGAUUAUGUUAUGAGAAAUUCUUGAUUUUGUUUCUUUUAUGAUAAUAUCAUGGAAUUUUGCAGAUUUUCAUCUUUAGCAGGACCUUUCUUAUAUUUUCCUAUGUUUUUUUAAGUGAUAUUUUUUCUGCAGAUUGUUGGACGACAGUUAUGGCAAUUAAAGUUUUUAAUAAUGCUUAGAUUAUAAAAUAUGGAUAUACAAGCUUUAAUUAUGAGAUGACCUUGUUUGUUUGUUUAAAAAUGUUUUAAGAAAGUCUUUAUUCUGUCAAUUUUUUAUCAAUAAUUGUUAUUUGAUCUAUAUACUUUUAAUUUCAAUUUGUAAUAUAGUACACAAUUUUUUUAUAAGAACACUAGGCUUCAAAUAGUUUGCUUUAAAUAAGGAUAUUGACAGAGUUUGCAUGGGUUACUGAAAGUCUGCUUUAAACACUUUGAACUUUCAAAGCUAACAAUUACAUUGCAAUAGAAACUAAUUUUUGUACUUUUUGUUCUUAUUCAAAAAUUGUGUAGGGCAGUAAUUAAAAUGAAAAUGUAGAUUCAUUUUUGUGAGACUGAUUGCAACAAUAUAACUUAUUUUUUUGAUUAAGAAAGAGUAAUCCUGUUUUUAGAGUUAUAAUUUUGCUUUUGCUCUCUAAAUAAAAUUUGUAUAUCUUCUUUCUGAAAUAUUACAAUUUGAGUGACAAUUGACGUCUUUUUAUUGAUCAGUGUGUUGCAGUGGCAAAAUUAAUGAAAAAAAUUGACUUUUUGUCUCCAAACAUUGUCUAUUUUUAAAAUAAUAUUUGUUUUAGAUAAAAUGUUCGAUUUUUUUUAAUUUUAGGCCAUUUUUGCUUAUAUUAAUUUAAAACAAGUUAUUUUUAUAUCCUUGUGUAAUAAAUUUGCAUGUAACAAUAACAAAGUUUGUAAAGCAAAGUUUUAUUAUAAGGAAACUAAUUAACGUUAACCAAAUGGUAUGUGUAUAAAUUGAAUAGUAUAUUUUAGAACAUGCUCUUUGCAAUUAAGUAAAUCCAGUGCAGGAAGCAAACAUUUUUGAUAUUGUGCAUUGUGCUAUGUAUAUGUGUUUUCGUCUUUCAAUUACUUUGUUUAUAUAAAAUUUUAUUGUUUGUUUUAGGUUUUUUUGAUUGGUACUUUUUGUUUUUUGUGUGUUACGUCAUAUGUUUUUUUUACUGACAAGCAAUUACUGCUGAUAGUACGAUCUUGUAAAACUCACUGAAUAUUGAUAUAUUAAAUAAAAUAUUUCAUAAAUUUAAAAUUUUCUUUAA